AUGGCGGAUCACGCGGUGGUCCAUUGGCUCUACUCCACCAUCGCCCCGGAGCUGCUCGAUGCGGUGAUGCAGCCCGAUGACUCCGCCCUCGCUGUCUGGACUGCCGUCGGCGCGCUCUUCACCGCCAACCAUCUCUCACGCGCCGUCUACGUCGACGCCGAGUACCACGCUGUUGUUCAGGGCGAGAUGUCCAUCAUGCAGUACUGCACGAAGUUGAAGCUCUUCGCGGAUCAGCUUCGCGAUCUGGGGCAACCCGUCACCGAGACCCGCCAGGUAUUCCAUCUCCUGCGUGGUCUUGGUCGUCAGUACCACCAUGCCAUCCCGCAUAUCACUGCUCGCGUGCCGCUCCCCACCUUUCUGGAGACUCGCGCCUUCCUCAUGCUCGAGGAGCACCGCGCCGAGCAGUCCGCGCGCCUGUAG
This is a messenger RNA of Aegilops tauschii subsp. strangulata, 420 nucleotides long. RefSeq lists its product as uncharacterized. Lineage: Eukaryota; Viridiplantae; Streptophyta; Magnoliopsida; Poales; Poaceae. The record is from RefSeq and is a predicted model, not a curated record.